AUGAGUCUCGUGCAUCCGCUCAAGCCUCCGCACAGCGGAGACUUGUGUCUCCAACCUCCGCACGCGGAGGCUGGCAUUCUCCGCUGCGGAGAGUGCCUCCGCGCGUUCGAACCGGGCAGGGAUUUGCAGCGAUUAUCUGGGAACAUUACUUCCAAGGUCGGGCUCUUGAGCGUGAAAGAGAUUACAAAACUGCAUUCCAAUCAUCGGCGCCCAUUGCAGUUUCGUAACGUAAAUAUUUCUACCAUUGAAGAUGCUUUGAAGGCUAUAGGAAUUAAUCUUCAUGAGCAAUUGUCAGAGAUCAGUUAUGAUGGACUGAAUUAA
Molecule: messenger RNA, 321 nt
Organism: Fraxinus pennsylvanica
Lineage: Eukaryota; Viridiplantae; Streptophyta; Magnoliopsida; Lamiales; Oleaceae
Source: the annotation of a GenBank genome assembly